GAGAAAGAGAAAGACAAGGAGGGGUGUGAGUGUGAGCGCGAGCGCGUGUGCUUAAGAUAGCUACUCACAGAAAAGAAGGAAUAAGAAAAUUGAAGUAGCUGCCAUAUGCUGAGGAUUUUGGUGAAUGCCUUGCUGAGGAGACACGCUCGUUUUUCCGGCGGAUCCUAAGAGAUGGGAAGCUCACAUCUGCUGAACAAAGGCUUGCCAUUAGGCAUCAGGCCUCCCAUAAUGAAUGGCCCCAUGCACCCUCGUCCUCUGGUGGCACUGCUGGAUGGGCGGGACUGUACGGUGGAGAUGCCCAUCCUGAAGGACGUGGCCACCGUGGCCUUCUGUGAUGCCCAGUCCACCCAGGAGAUCCACGAGAAGUGUCUGCUCUCAGGGCGUGUUGGACAGGCGGUGGCGCUGAGGGCCAAAGCAUUCGGCUUCAACGUGAUCUUCUAUGACCCGUACCUGUCUGACGGGUUGGAGCGAGCCCUGGGGCUGCAGAGAGUCAACACCCUGCAGGACCUGCUCUUCCACAGCGACUGCGUCACCUUACACUGCAGCCUCAACGAGCACAACCACCAUCUCAUCAACGACUUCACCAUCAAACAGAUGCGUCAGGGCGCCUUCCUCGUGAACACGGCACGUGGCGGUCUGGUGGAUGAGAAAGCUCUGGCCCAGGCUCUGAAAGAGGGCAGAAUACGGGGAGCAGCCCUGGACGUCCAUGAGACAGAGCCCUUCAGUUUCAGCCAAGGUCCUCUUAAAGACGCGCCCAACCUGAUCUGCACCCCUCACGCGGCGUGGUACAGCGAGCAGGCCUCCAUUGAGAUGCGUGAGGAGGCGGCGCGGGAGAUCCGUCGAGCUAUUACCGGUCGCAUUCCAGACAGCCUGAAGAACUGCGUCAACAAAGAGUUCCUCACACAGACCACGCACUGGGCCGGCAUGGACCCUACUGUUGUUCAUCCAGAACUCAAUGGAGCCUACAGGUACCCCCCAAGCGUCGUGAGCCUUGCUUCAGGGGGUCUGCCUCCUUCAGUGGAGGGCAUCAUGCCAAGCACCGUGCCCAUCACCCACAGCCUGCCCACCGCAGCCCACCCUCCGCACGCCCCGUCACCCGGCCAAACCAGCAAACCCGAACCCGACAGAGAGCAGCACCCUAACGAACAGUUGUAGCCCCCUCUUCAAAGGCUCUCCGUACCACUAUAGAACUCUCCUGGUCCUUCUUUACCCCAAAGAAGAGGAGCGGAAACAGGCUCCCAGGCUCAGAACCAGCCACUUAAAAACAACCACGACUCUGAUGUAGCCAGCUCUUGACUGAAGGUGGUGGACUUGCGCUCUUUGAAGUAACUAGUGGGAAAAAAACAACAACAAAAAAAGAGAAAAUCUUGUGGAUUUGAAACUUCUCCCUGAUGCAAAACCCUGCUGUUUUAGAUUGUAGUCUGUCCAAGUGCAGUGGGCGAUCUUUUAACUGUUAUUGUGUCUGUCUAAUGGGUUUCAUUGUUAAAACAACAGUAGCUAUUACAUGAAUGUAACCUGUUUGUGUACAGUUUUUUGGACAUGAUCAAUGGUUUGUAGACGAGAAAGAAAAAUAGAAACCGCAUUAAGGGAGGCAUCUUACCACCUGAUUAUAGAUACGAUAACAAAAAGCAUAUUCGUUUCGCUCAUUUGAUUUUAAAAGCACCGAUAGAGGCGGGAUUUGCACACCCUCUCAGGAAAAUUUAUUUCCCCCCCUCCCUUCCUUCCUUUUAAAUUAAACCACAUAGUGCAUUGUUUUUUGUACCCAUUUGUCUUUUAUAGUCUAAAUUCAGUACAGUACUUAUUUUUAUUUUUGGAGCAUGUAUUACUUCAUGUGUUAAAGGUUAAAAAGAAAACAGAAAAUGUUCAAUUUUUGAGCAAAAAGAAAAAAACUAAACAAAUUUGUCUUGUGCAAAGCUGGCGUAAUGCUUGCCUGUUUGUGUGUGACUUGAUUGUACCGUGUUUUUCGAGGAUGCCGGGAUAGUUGCAGCUCUCCAUCGCCUACAUUGAUUCCUUCCUGGUAAAGUGGUAGGCUAGCAAUAUACAUACUAUAUAUACUAUGAGAUAUUCAUAUUUUUUGUUAAACAGAAUCCAAAAAGAAAUGUUUGUGACUGUAUGCAUUUGUAUGAAUUAUUUUAAAUGAAAUAAAAGUCAGAGUUAAACGACACAGCAGCAUUUC
Molecule: messenger RNA, 2176 nt
Organism: Sinocyclocheilus grahami
Lineage: Eukaryota; Metazoa; Chordata; Actinopteri; Cypriniformes; Cyprinidae
Product: C-terminal-binding protein 1-like
Exons: 7
Coding region: 172-1155 (327 amino acids)
Biological process (GO): regulation of transcription by RNA polymerase II
Cellular component (GO): nucleus
Molecular function (GO): transcription coregulator binding; transcription coactivator activity; NAD binding
Source: RefSeq, a predicted model, not a curated record